UUUCAAAUCCCAGGAACAACUCGACCGUUAGAAGCCAUGGAUUUGCAGAUUCCAAUUUCCUCAGCCAUGGAAGAGAUCGUUGAACACAGUGCAGCUACUACGAUGGAUCCAGAGACCGAGUUCUUAGCUUCUAAGCAACAAACCGGCAACGAAUGGGAACUCUUCAAAGAGAAUGUCAGGCCAUUGAAGAGAGGCCGCAACGUUAAACUCCUCAACCAUUCCCUUAAAUCACAUUCCGAUAUUCACGUCAAGGAUUCUCUCCUAGAUACCAGAAGGAAUCUGAUUAGAGCAAUUGAUGAGUAUGAAGGUGAGGAUCCUCUACAUCCAUGGCUAGAUUGCAUUAAAUGGGUUCAGGAUGCUUUCCCUCCUGGUGGAGACGGCUCAGGACUGGUGGUGAUCUAUGAACAAUGUGUGAGAAGCUUUUGGCAUGAAGAACGGUAUAAGGAUGAUCUUCGUUAUCUUAAAGUGUGGUUGGAGUAUGCUGAAAGCUGUGCUGAUGCUGAAGUUGUAUAUAAAUUUCUUGACACUAACAAAAUUGGCCAGACCCAUUCUAUCUUCUACAUAUCAUAUGCUUUGCACCUGGAAUCCAACAAUAAAAUCGUAACUGCAAAUGACAUAUAUGAUUGUGGGAUAUCUAGGAAUGCUCAACCUAUUGAGAAGUUGAAAUCAGCUUACAAGAAAUUUUUUGCUCGUUCAAUGAAUAGACCAAAAGCCACCGCAGAGGAAUCAUUAGAGACCCACCAACCUGCACGGAGCUUUGGAACUGUCUUGGCUAGGGGAGGAAGUGGAAACCAGAUUUUGGAAGGUUCUGAAAUUUCUAAGAAAAGAUCACAGCAAGAAGGGGCUAUUGGGGCUCCACUAAAGGUCUUUAAAGAUACGAGCACUGGUAGUAGGAGCUCCAUGCACCAAUCGGAAUCAUUGAAGCCCGACUUGAAACCCUGGCACACUCUAGGAGCACGAGCCGAGAGAAAUAAAGAAAAUAAAGCCAUACCUGCCAAGUGGACAUCAAAUAAGAUUCCCCAGAGACCUGGUCAUAGAAUUGGAGCUGCAACUACUCCUUGUAUUGAGGUUUUUGUAGAUGAAGAAUCCUCAGAACCUCAUAACAUGGGCAGCGAGGGUGGACGAUCUUCUGCUCUGCAGCUCAAGGACAAGGUCGGUCAAGAGCUCAAAAAGGAAACGGAGCUACUGAGGGAAAACCCGUUACGCCAUUUUCCUCCGAGCAGUCUCAGAUGAUAAUUUGUAUGCUGUGAUGUAGGAAAUCUACUUUCAGGUUCAGCUUUUGCCUAUAAAGCUUGAAUAUUAGUAGCAUUAGGAUGGCAUUGCUUGCUUAUUUCCAAAUGGAUGAUGUUUCUUUCUUUGUAUUGUCGUUAUUUUGGUAUGAUUUAAAU
Messenger RNA from Cynara cardunculus var. scolymus (artichoke), 1388 nucleotides. Its product is annotated as mitotic spindle checkpoint protein BUBR1-like. Gene Ontology annotation, molecular function: protein kinase activity. Gene Ontology annotation, biological process: meiotic sister chromatid cohesion, centromeric; mitotic spindle assembly checkpoint signaling. NCBI's taxonomy places the organism in Eukaryota, Viridiplantae, Streptophyta, Magnoliopsida, Asterales, Asteraceae. The transcript has 11 exons. The record is from RefSeq and is a predicted model, not a curated record. The coding region runs from base 37 to 1233 and encodes 398 amino acids.